Messenger RNA from Sphaerulina musiva SO2202, 863 nucleotides. RefSeq lists its product as uncharacterized. NCBI's taxonomy places the organism in Eukaryota, Fungi, Ascomycota, Dothideomycetes, Mycosphaerellales, Mycosphaerellaceae. The coding region runs from base 8 to 586 and encodes 192 amino acids. The record is from RefSeq and is a predicted model, not a curated record. The transcript is spliced from 2 exons.
AUCAAAUAUGCAGAUGAGCAGACACUCCACAAUGUCAUGGAUGAUAUUCAUGCUCGCCGGCGUACUUGCCACCCCAACAUCACAAGUCCCAAGAGACGUCAACAGCGCCGCCGAGAACACCUACCACCAAGCCACCGGUGGCGUCAAGACUGGAUGGGAUACGAUGACACACUGGGAUAGGCCGGCACACUGGAGUACGCAGGCACACUGGGAUACGAUGGCACACUGGUUCAGUAGCAAACGCCACGGCCACACCCCCAAGCGGGUCGAACGAGGACAUCAAGCCUGCCGCGCCACAGACCACGUCUACUGGCUCACGUACCACAUCACCAUUGGAGCCGACUACGAUCCAGCACGCUGCCUCACGCUCCAGGACCGACUGCGAAAGGGCGAGAGCGUCAGCUUUUGGAAGUGCGAGAGUGACCGUGACGAUGAUAACGAAGAUGAAGACCACGACGACGAGGAUCACGAAAAAGGAUUUUUCAAGAUACGAUUCAAUACUGCGGCGGGUCGAGAGGUGGGAUUGAAUGAGGAUCUGGCGACUGAAUUUCAUGAAAUCAAUGGCUUCAAUUGUCCGGGAAUUUAGGGCUUCUCUGCGGGCUGUUGUGAGUGGAGAGAAAGAAAGAAAGGGUCUCUGUUUUGCAUGAGGAGUGGAUUGAUUUGGGGGGUGAAGUUGCGCGUUUGGAUCUGGCAAUGAAUGAACCUGUAGCGUGGGAAGGCGAUGAAGGUUGAUUUUCUUUUCUAAGGCAUCAUUCUCCCCGUCUGCGACUACCACGCCAGCGAUAAACAAAAAAGACAAUAUACAUUAAUACACUUGGCAUACGACAGAAUCACCGAGAUAUGCGAACACAGAAGGUUUAUGC